GUCUGGGGGAAGCAGCCUUUGGCCACGAACGUGUAAAUGUCACCGAGUUUGUUGGAGCUGGACUCGACCACCACCUCCUCCUCGGCGACCUGCAGCGACUCCGCGCUCAACAUGUCAGCUCGCACUUCCGGUUCAGUUCUUUGACAGUUAUAUCGCUUGUUGAUUUUCUGGCCGGGAGACACCAUGGAUGAAGAACCAGAGAGAGCCAAACGCUGGGAAGGCGGCUACGAGAGGACAUGGGAAGUGCUGAAGGAGGAUGAAUCUGGCUCACUCAAAGCCACAGUGGAAGAGAUCCUGUUCCAGUCCAAAAGGAAAAGGGUGAUCGAAAGCCAUGAACAAGUGAGGCUUGGGAUGAUGCGACACCUCUAUUUGGUGAUCGACUGUUCGAGAAGUAUGGAAGACCAGGACCUGAAACCGAACCGCCUCACCUCCUCUCUGAAGCUGAUGGAAGCGUUUGUGGACGAGUAUUUUGACCAAAACCCCAUCAGUCAGGUCGGCAUCAUCACCACAAAGAACAAAAGGGCUGAGAAGUUGACUGACCUGACAGGAAACCCAAAGAAACACACUGCUGCUCUGAAGAAAGCAGUGGACACCGUGUGCGCAGGAGAGCCGUCCCUGUACAACUCUCUCAGCCUGGCCAUACAGUCGCUCAAACACAUGCCUGGACACACAAGCCGGGAGAUCCUGAUAGUCCUCAGCAGCCUCACCACAUGCGACCCAGGCAAUAUCUACGAACUGAUCAAGACCCUGAAGUCGCUGAAGGUGCGGGUGUCGGUCAUCGGCUUGUCGGCAGAGGUGCGGGUGUGUACGGUGUUGACCAGGGAGACUGGCGGCUUUUACCACGUGAUCCUGGACGAGAGUCACUUCAAAGAGCUUCUGAUGAUGCACGUCAAACCUCCCCCAGCCAGCUCCUCCUCCGAAUGCUCUUUAAUACGCAUGGGUUUUCCUCAGCACGUGCUCGCUGCUCUGACCGACCAGGACGCCAAGCCCUCGUUCAGCAUGUCUCACCUGGAGGGCGGCAGCGGCGGUCCAGGUCUGUCUCUGGGAGGGUACUUCUGUCCGCAGUGCCACGCCAAGUACACGGAGCUUCCCGUGGAGUGUAAAGUCUGUGGUUUAACUCUGGUGUCGGCCCCCCACCUCGCCAGAUCCUUCCACCACCUCUUCCCCCUCCAGGCCUUUGUGGAGAGUCCCAUGCAGGAGCUCCAGGGAGACAGGUUCUGUCAAGCUUGUGAAGGGGAGCUAAAGGAUAAACGUAUAUUCACCUGUCCAUCGUGUCACGGCGUGUUCUGUACGGAGUGUGACCUCUUCAUCCAUGACUCGCUCCACUGCUGCCCCUGUUGCAUUCACAGUCACAUCGGCCCAUGAAGCUGGGAGGCCGAUCAUCAGACAGAGACUGAUGUGUGCAGUGUGUACAGUCACUGCGUGUCUUGUCGUAGUGUUUGGAGUUUAGUCGUACAUCAAGCACAUACCGGCUAAUGAUAUGCAUCCAAUCAGUGUUGUCCACCUUCUGAUAACACAGAUCCAAAGUGGUCACAUUUCAAAGAUGGGCGCGAAAUACUGGAUCGACGGUGGAAGCAUCUAUGUUCAACAAACAAUAUUCUGAGUUGGACCAAAGCUGCAUCUCUAUUUCACCUUAAGAUACCUUUAAGAAAAUAAAAAAAGAACAUUGAGCCAUCAUUAAAGAAAGAAAUACAUGACCUUCUCAGGUCUGAUACAAUCAUGUCAACAGUUUGUAGGGAAAUAUUCUAACAACGGUGCUGAGUUGGACCAAAGCUCCAUCUGGGCCGCUGAAAGUCAGAAUUAUUUUGGGUGUAUUUUUUGUACAGUUUUGUACUACAGAUCAGAUUAUGACAGCGAAGCUGAAAUAAAAUUUUUUUUGUACUUGUCAA
Messenger RNA from Scophthalmus maximus (turbot), 1889 nucleotides. RefSeq names its product general transcription factor IIH, polypeptide 2 (gene gtf2h2). The transcript is spliced from 15 exons. Gene Ontology annotation, molecular function: zinc ion binding. Lineage: Eukaryota; Metazoa; Chordata; Actinopteri; Pleuronectiformes; Scophthalmidae. Gene Ontology annotation, cellular component: transcription factor TFIIH core complex; transcription factor TFIIH holo complex. Gene Ontology annotation, biological process: regulation of transcription by RNA polymerase II; DNA-templated transcription; nucleotide-excision repair. Bases 184 to 1365 code for a protein of 393 amino acids. The record is from RefSeq and is a predicted model, not a curated record.